Messenger RNA from Centruroides sculpturatus (bark scorpion), 5842 nucleotides. RefSeq names its product rho guanine nucleotide exchange factor 17-like. Gene Ontology annotation, biological process: intracellular signal transduction; actin cytoskeleton organization. The record is from RefSeq and is a predicted model, not a curated record. NCBI's taxonomy places the organism in Eukaryota, Metazoa, Arthropoda, Arachnida, Scorpiones, Buthidae. The transcript is spliced from 27 exons. Gene Ontology annotation, molecular function: guanyl-nucleotide exchange factor activity; protein binding. The coding region runs from base 331 to 4896 and encodes 1521 amino acids.
UUUAAUGCUAAAUUAUGUUUUUUUCUAUGUAAGAAAUGUAAGUAAUUCGAAAUUCUCAGUUAAUAAAGUAAUAAAUUUUGAGUUAAUAAAGUUCGUCGAAUUCUAAACAAAUUUUUCCACUAAAGUACUUAAAACGAAACUAAAAAUAACUUUAUAUCGAGUUUAAAAUUUAAAAAUCCAUUGGAGUUUAUUGUCCUUCAUUCUCCCCAUCUGUCGGCGAAUAUGAGAACUAAGUAGCAUCUUUCGUCACACUUUUAAGUUCGAAGACUUGUGCAGUCGUCCCCUGUACACAGUGUGCAUCCCACUUAAUUUUGGAGAUAAAGAUCGUUUAUGCGUAACAAACAUAAAUUACUUUGUUCUCUAAUGAACAAACCCACUGUUACUGGAAAAGAAACACAAACCACUAGCCAAAAGAAACCUGAUGCUGUACUUACUACCAGUGGCAGUUUGUUUGAAGAGUGGAGAGAUGAGGGGGUUCCAAAAAUAGCUAAAUAUCCUAAGCUCAGCUACAAGCACCUCACUACACAGAACGGUGCAGAUGCCAGCCAGGUGGUCUCCACUUUUGUACUCGGAGAUGCUAGUGAUACAGGCAGGAAGACAUGUUCUAACCACCAGGAAUGCAACAUCACCUUAGACGAUAUUAUUAAGCAAGUCGAGGAGUUGCGAAAUGGUCUGGACCAUCAUUUAGUGAGCCAACAGAUGGAAAAGGGUAAGCUUAACAACAAACCAGCUAAGUUAAAUCUUAACCCGAACUUCCAGUUGACCAAACUUACUAAAGUUUCGAGCCCUGGACCGUCUUCGUUGCCCUGUUCGCCCGUUCCAAAUAGGUCACCUGUAAGACUUAGACCGGAUAUACCUUCGUACUUAACCCUUUGUAGGAAGGGCAAAGAUACAUUAGGAAACGAAAGCACAAAAGGAGAGGAUCCGGAAUUGUUAAAAAUUCGUGACAUCUUGUCCGGUUUGGAUUUGAACAAAUACAAAAGGAGAAAAACCCCCGAAGGUUAUGACACGAAGUGUGAUAAACCUGCCCCGUUCUGCAGAAGCAUUUCUAACGUGUAUCCACUUAACAAUAGUGAGAAUGUCGACAGGGUAUGUAAUAAGAGAUUAAGAGAGUUGACUGAAUUGUUAAAGCCCAGUACUAUAAAGAUUACCGAGGAGAAAUCUAAGGUGAAUAAUGGAAACGAUUCUUUAUCUGAAGAUGUACAAAGUGAUACCAAGUCGGGCAUGUUGAUAAUUAAUACUUGUACUUUACCGAAGAAAAAGGUUUUACCUUUAACUCUUCCUACUCUCCCCCCUAAAACUCAUAACAGUGAAACGUUGAAAGCUCUAAGUUUGGCUACACCACUGAAAGAAGUUAAUAAAGAGAUGGUACAAAACAAAAUUGAAGUGAGAACCUUUCCUAGGGCCACAUCUAAGAUCAGUAAGACUACCCUAUUCCAAAAUCGAAUCAAUGAAGAAGUGUGUGAAAGCCAAAAAGAAAAAGAUACAAGUAAACGACAAGUAGCUAUCAAGCCUCUUAAUUUUUCAUUCCCUUCUAAAAUUGGUGAUGCUUCCAAAACUCUACCGAACAAAGAUCGAAUCGUCGAGCCUUUCCACAAUAAAGUUACUUCACAUAAAAGUGAUCCAGACUUGAUAGAUAAUAGAGAAAAGUCUUCGAAAUCUUCAGAAUUGUCACUUCCUAGCAAUUCUUCGACUCUUCCUAGUAAUUUCAAACAAAAAGCGACAUUCAACGAAGAUGUUAAUCCUCAACAGAAACGAUACUACAAGAAAAAAUUAAGAGGACCUUAUGGAGAAAUGCUAGAAGAAGAGAUGAGGAAAUAUGAGGGAAAACCAAAACAUAAUUACAACCAAGAAUUUCAGAUGUUGAUGGAUUUUUGUGAGAAGAAAACAACAAACGAAACUCAAUUAUCGUUAUAUUGCAGCAGUAAUUCAUUAGGUGAUCCGAGGUUCAAUCACGAAAAAAUCAAAAGCAGUACAUCAGCUCCCAUAGAAGAUAAAAACAACGAUUUACUUUUAUUAUCAGAAAUGGUCACAACCACAUCGGAGCCCAAUUUGACCCAUCACAAUUCGAGUUUUGUAUACGUGGAAGAAGCAAAGAGGAAAAUUUCAGACGAGGAUACCAGGACACACGUGGUGAGGGAACUUCAUUGCACGGAGGAGUCUUACGUAGAAUCUCUAGAAAUAUUGGUCAAUAAAUACAUGAAACCUCUUAAAUGUGCGGAGUACUUGGAUUCAACUCUAGUCGAUGAGGUAUUUUAUCAAGUUCCAGGAAUACUCGAACAUCACAGGAAAUUCUUAAAUGAUUUAGAAGAACGAGUUGAAAAAUGGGAUUGCAAACAAACCAUAGGUGACAUUUUUAUACAAACGUUUUCACAGAAUGAAGUCAUUGACACGUACACAUCUUUCAUUAAUAAUUGGAAAUCCGCCAAAGAUCGAAUCAAAGCGGAAAUACAUAAGAAACCCGCUUUUUCGCGGUUUCUUGAGCACAUGUCUAGGGAACAUAAAGGUAAAUUAACAUUGGAUGCAUUGCUCAUUAUGCCAGUGCAGAGGAUACCUCGUUAUGAACUCCUAAUUAAAGAACUGUUAAAACACACGUCGCUAGAUCACUCCGACCAUCACUUAUUAGCAUUGGCACAGAAAGAAGUCCAUGAUCUAGCCGUGAAAAUAAAUCAGGUCGAGCAUGAAACGGUACUGCACGAACAGAUGAUACAGAGAUUAAGAGAAAUUGAAAAUUUAAUUGAUGGUGCUAUAGACAUAGUUCAGUCCAACAGAAUAUUUAUUUCUUAUGAUUUAGUGUCUAUUCCAAUAGGAUUUGGUAUUAAAAAAGACAGAGGACUGUUUUUAUUUUCUGAUCUUUUACUGAUAACCUCUAUUAAAAGGAAGAGUGGAACUGUACGCAAAUCAAGUCCUGUAAAUAAUCCUUUGCCAUUUGGUUUACUUGAAACAAAUAAAUACAAAUUAUUGAUGAAAUUUUCUAUUGAUCAACUAGAUGUAUCUAAAAACAUUGCAAUUGAUGGAUUAGAAAAGAAAGUAAUGGCAGAUGUGGAUCACUUAGAAGACGAUUUGGCUAUUUUAGGACAAAUAAGUGAUUUAGUAUCGAAUUUGAAAAGUAAUCAUCAGAUACUAGAUGAAGCUCUACGCGAUCUUCAAAAUUCUGUUAGUAAACAUCUGGUAGAAAGACAGACUGGAGAUGUUCAACUUUUAACAAUAGAAUUAAAUGUGACAACACAUGAAGGUAUCGAGAAGAUUACAUUAAUUUUUCCGACCUGUGAGAAGAGGAUAACUUGGGAAAAUGCCUUUGUUGAAACUAAGCAAAAAUAUGAGUCUUUGGCUAAUAGAAAUCAUCCACCCGAAUUCAUGUGUUCCAUUCCUGUACGUAAAACAAGAGCUGGAUUACAAUUUACGUGCGCCACACCUACUCUCAGUUUAAAUCAGUAUGGAUAUCAAGACGUAUGGGUGUGUAACAGUGAUGGUUACGUUGGCCAAGUUUGUAUUCUCAGUCUUCAACCAGAACCGACAGUUACGUCCUGUAAUGGUAUUUGCAAUUCUCGGAUACUCUGUGCAACAUCAGUUCCAGCUUACGAAAACAUACAGAUACCCAAUGUAAAUUCCAAAAUGAUGACAAAUAAAAGCAAUAAUAAUCAUAAUUUUAAGAGGGAUUCAUGGAGAAGGAUGAAUGGAAAUAUUCAAUUAGAGAGUGAUUCUAGUGAAGAUGAUGAUGAAAAAACAGAUAUCGGAGGUAAAGAUUUAUCCUAUUAUGUACAGAUACCCAAUGUAAAUUCCAAAAUGAUGACAAAUAAAAGCAAUAAUAAUCAUAAUUUUAAGAGGGAUUCAUGGAGAAGGAUGAAUGGAAAUAUUCAAUUAGAGAGUGAUUCUAGUGAAGAUGAUGAUGAAAAAACAGAUAUCGGAGAUGCAUCGACUGAUGAGACAGAAAACGUCGAAACUGUUUCAAAUCAAGAAUACUACAAAGAGAAAGAAAACGAACAACCAACAAUGUGGUUGGGUACUGAAGAUGGUUGUAUUCUUGUUUAUAGCUGUAAUGAAAAUAUCAGAAUAAAGAAAAAUAAAACCAAAAUUCAGCAUUCUUCUCCUAUAUUUUGCCUGGUGUACUUUGACAACCAGAUAUUUGUAUCACUUGCAAAUGGAGAGCUAGCUAUAUACACAAGGAAAGAUAGUGGAAUUUGGAAUUUCGAUCAAACUCUAAAGAUCCAAAUAGGAAACGGUUCGUCUUCUGUUACUUAUAUGCUUGGCGUGAAUGGAAAAUUGUGGUGUGGCUGUCAGAAUUUUAUCAAAGUCCUCAACACUGACACGCAUAAAGUUGAAUAUUCCAUCCAAGUUGGACAAGAUUCUACAAAAUCCGUAAUAUCUAUGGUCUUGUCUGGAUUAGGAGUAUGGAUUGCACUUCAGUGCAGUCCUGUUAUUUUUCUUUAUCAUGCUACAACUUACGAAUAUCUAACAGAUAUUAGUGUGGUUCCCGCAGUUUCGAAAAUGCUCGCUUGUUGUGAUGAUAUAAUACAACAACAUAAAUCUGCCUGUUUACGCAUUACUUCAUUGCUAGCUUGUAAGGAUUUACUGUGGAUAGGAACCAGUGCAGGAGUUGUACUUACGAUGCCUUUAUCUAAUGUCACGUCUGUAUUUAAUUGCUUAGACAACAUAAAUAUUUCUGGGAUAUCUCAAGGACACACGGGUCACGUGAGAUUCUUAACGUGUGUAGAUAUGGAACAAUUUUGCGAUACUCAUAGACUGUCGUAUUCGGAUAAUCCCGACGAAAUAAUCAAAAACAAUAAAUUAUUAGUUAUAAGCGGCGGAGACGGUUACGAAGAUUUCCAAAGUGGUUUUAGUGAAGCUUUAGGUCACGACGAUAGCACAAAUCAUCUCUUGCUAUGGCACGUAUGACUUUACAGAUUAAUAGUUUUUAAAAUUCAUCUUAUCAUUUUUUAAAACAUGAAUUUUAUUAUUCAUUGAUCUCAGUUUUUAAGCAGUGUAACAUUUAAAAUUAUUCUGUGUCGUUCCCUUCUCGCGAUUCUGAGGUUUCUAUUCGAAAGCCUUAAUUUUAUAUUUGGACUUUAAAAUUUUAUUAGCAAAUUUUCUAAAGAAAUCCAAGAAUUUUAAAUUGCGUAAACACUAAAAUACCUUUCACUUAUUAUCUUACUAUCAUCUCAAAAUUCGAUUAACGUUUUUAAUUUUAUUGUUUUAUCCAAAUCCUACAGUUAUUCACUCAUCCGAAACUAAAUCUCAAAUCAAAUAAUUAAAAAUUUAAAUUUGAGAUUAAUUCAAUCAAUCUAAUUAAGUCACUUUUAGCUUAUUUUUAAUUACAAACAAAGAAAAGCAACGCAAAAUUAAUUAAUUAGAAAAAAACAACUCCUCUUUCAACACUAAUUUUCUCAAGUUGUAUGCUAAUACAAUGAGAAAAGAAGUUAAUUAUUUUAUUAUUGAAGAUUUUAAAUUGUUAAAAAAAUAAUAAUAAUUUAUUUUUAACAUUAUUUAUAAGCACGAAAUGUAAGCUUUACUACCUUAUUUACACUUAAUAAAAUAAAAAAGAAAGUGGAAAUUAUCAUCCUUAAUGCCUCUGUGAGGUAAAAUCGUCCCAAAAUUUUAAUUAUUUACAAUUAUUAUUAAUACGAAUGGACCAGUUUUUAUAAAUAUUAUGAUUUUCUUUCAUGUCUACGAGUCAAAGUCUUUAUACAAAUUGUAUACAUGCGAUUGAAUGUUUAAUAAUAGCAAAUAAUAUAAAUUAUAAAGUUUAUGUUAAUGUUACUUCUGUUAUGUGCAAUAUAUUAUAAAGUUAUUCAACAAAAAAAUGAGCUUAAAUUAUGUAUAACCAGGUUUUAUAUGUAAAAAC